AAUGAGUGGAAGAAUGUAGAAGCAUUCAUUCGAAUUUAAAUCAACUAAAUAGUUGUGUGCCAGCCUCCAAGAUGAAAUAUUCUAUAGCAUGCAGUGCUGUGCUCUUGAUCUCUAUCAUUUGUAUUAGUUCAAGGCUGACAAACAAUCCGAAACCAAAUAUAAUUUGUAUUAUUGCCGACGAUGUGGGAUGGAAUGAUGUGAGUUAUCAUGGUUCUGAUCAAAUAUCAACGCCUAAUAUUGAUUCGCUGGGUUAUCAUGGAUUACUAUUGAAGAGAUUUUACACUCAACAAGUGUGCACUCCUUCGAGAGCAGCAUUCCUCACAGGUCAGUAUCCCAUUCGACUUGGAUUUCAAGGAUACCCGUUGGCUCUUGGUGUGCCGAAACAUAUACCAAAAGAUGUGAAUACUUUACCAAUUAGUUUGAAAAAAUUGGGGUACAGCACACAUUUAAUCGGAAAAUGGCACCUGGGAUACGCCAAGAAGGAACAUACUCCACUUGGAUAUGGUUAUGACACACAUUUUGGUUACUGGAAUGGAUUUAUGGGAUAUUUUAAUCAUACAAUUGGUGCUAAAUAUACUGGCUAUGAUCUUCAUGAUAACUACCAGCCCAUCACAAAUAAGAAUGGCCAGUAUGCAACCGAUUUAUUUACUGAGCGGGCAUUAGAUAUAAUUAAGAAUCAUCCAAGGCAAGAUUCCUUACACUUGGUUAUUAGUCAUUUGGCGGGUCAUACAGGGAAGACAUUAAAAACUGAUCAUGAAUCAGAAUUAGAAGUUGCUAAUGUUACUGCCACCAACGAGAAAUACUCAUUCAUAAAAGACACAAAUCGACGAAAACUAGCAGAAAUUAUAGAAAAUAUGGAUAAAUCAGUUGGGGAUGUGGUUGAAGCGCUUGCAAAACGAAAUAUGUUGGAGAAUAGUAUAAUUGUUUUCUUUUCUGACAACGGUGCACCAACCUAUGGAAUGCAUGCCAAUUCAGGCUCAAAUUAUCCUCUGAGAGGCAUUAAGAUGACCAUGUACGAUGGAGGCGUAAGAACACCUUCAGUUAUUUAUUCGCCAUUACUUCAACGCACUGGCGAUGUUUUUAAUGGAUUAUUUCAUGUUUCUGAUUGGGUUCCAACGUUAUUUCGAGCUGCAGGUGGAAAUAUCAAAGACUUUGGUCCUACGGAUGGAAUUGAUCAAUGGGAAAAUUUAGUCAACAAUCAAAUGCUAAAUGAAAGAACCGAAUUAUUAGUUGACAUUGAUCCAAAAUUUAAUUACAGCGCUUACAUAGGUUACAAUGGCAGAUAUAAAUUAAUUAACCAUUCAUAUUUUUCGUACAAUUAUACUGGUGAUAAAGGAUUUACAAAUCCAACAAUACAUUAUCAGCGUAUAAAAACGAGCAAGACAAAUAUUUACAUUGAGAAAAUUACAAACGAUCGACUGACAUUGAAGCAAACAAUAUCAUUGCGAAACAAAGUGCAUUUGAAUUGUGCACCAAGUGCUCAUGAACAAGAACGAGAUGAAAUCCGACCGUGUGAUGGCGUGUGUUUAUUUGACUUGAAAGAGGAUCCAUGCGAAUAUAGAAACGUGGCCGCAGAACAUCCAGAAAUAGUUGAAUACUUGUCAUUUAAACUCAAUCAUUUAAUGCGAGAAGCCAAGCCUAAGCCACCAAUUGGUUUCGAUGUAAGAUCCGAUCCCAAAUUGUGCAAUAACACAUGGUUUAACUGGUUGGACCAUGAUGGUUGUUGGUACAAUCAUUUAUCAAAUAGCUUUGAUAAUAAUUCAUUAUAAUUCGUUAAAAUUUUUGUGAUAGGUAGUCUAAAAUUGACGUCAUUUUGGUUUCGUUUAUGCUGUUUCGAUGCAUUCUCUCUUCUUCAUCUGUUUUUCCUACUUCUGAAAGCUUUUCUCUAUCACGAAUCAUUUCGAUUGCACAUUCUCGCUUUAUUUUUCGAAUUGCUACGUUUCGAACGGGUGCUGUUGAUUGCGCGCCCUUUUUAAUCUGCGAUAUGUCUUCUGUUGUUUCCAUUACUGUAUAAGAAUCAAUCAUGAUGCGUGGUAUUACAACUAUUGUUGGCUUUACAUAUAUUGCAUUUGUAUUCUGUGGUAAGACUUGCAGUUGGUGGACCAAUCUACAAUUAAAUUAAAUUUUCAAAAUAUAAAAUAAUAUCACAUGGAAUAAUUGCAUUACCUGGGAAUACAACAUGGCGCCAUAUAUUGCUUUUUGGUAUUAUAGUCGACUACCAUUCCAUCGAUUAUAAUGAUGUCAUCAAUAUAGUUUGAUACUUGAAGAACUUGAUAGUGUGAAAUGUUUGGUAUAAAAGCACGAUUCAUUACCGAAUGCAAAUACGUAAUAGAAAUAUUGUGAUAAUGUGCUUUUUCCAUUAAUAUACGCCACGUGAUUGUACUUGUCACGUGUUUCCACAUUCGGCAGAUAAGUCUAUAAAUGAAUUGUUAGAAACAACUACAAAAUACUACCCAAUUGUUCAUUUACCCAAAAAUAGGAUCUGUAUUAAAGUCAGACGCUUCAAGAAGAACGUUUUUUGUAAUAACUAAUCCACUCGUACUGCGUACCGCUUCAAUCCGGCAAUCGUAAGGACGUCCCGUCAAAAACGAUAAUUCACCAAUUGUAUUCCCCAUGAAUAAAUACUCUUCUUCGGGUUCUUUAAAGUUAGUGCUUGCUAGUCUUUCCUUGAUUGGCAACAUUCCAAAUCUCUCUAAAUUAAAUAGCAUGUCUUCAUCUGGUUCGUAAGUCAUUUUUAGAAGACCUAAACAUAUUUACAGAUUACAGUUAAAUUGGAUUAAAUUGGCCUUGCCUAAUUUAAGACAGCUCUGUCUAGCCAUCACUUAAUUUUUUAUGGAAUUUAUAAAUUUAUGGAGUUUCUGAGUUUCCACAUAGAUAAAUAUUGCAAUUAUAUAGUUUUAAGCAAACUUACCUUGCGUUAUAACAACAAUACCAUCAAUAAAAUCACCUUUUUCGCAAA
Molecule: messenger RNA, 2959 nt
Organism: Dalotia coriaria
Lineage: Eukaryota; Metazoa; Arthropoda; Insecta; Coleoptera; Staphylinidae
Product: arylsulfatase B-like
Exons: 5
Coding region: 72-1769 (565 amino acids)
Source: RefSeq, a predicted model, not a curated record